Trachymyrmex septentrionalis is the source of this 2231-nucleotide messenger RNA. It is a transcript of the gene Kat60, whose product is annotated as katanin p60 ATPase-containing subunit A-like 1. The record is from RefSeq and is a predicted model, not a curated record. Gene Ontology annotation, biological process: microtubule severing. Gene Ontology annotation, molecular function: ATP binding; ATP hydrolysis activity; microtubule severing ATPase activity. Gene Ontology annotation, cellular component: microtubule cytoskeleton. Bases 425 to 1948 code for a protein of 507 amino acids. The transcript is spliced from 10 exons. Lineage: Eukaryota; Metazoa; Arthropoda; Insecta; Hymenoptera; Formicidae.
GAGUUUUUAGUAUGAUUUCAUGUGAUUUCCUGUGAUACCACAAAAAUACUUCUGUGAUACAAUAAAAAUGCUAAACGAAUAUGACGCAAAAUUGAUGGAAAUUCAUAAUUUCUGCAAAAGCAUAUAUUUAAAUUUAACUUAUUAUUAACUUAUCAUUUUAUUAUGCAAUUUAUCAAUUUAUUAUACACACACCACAUAAGUUAUUGAGAUUAAUUUAUGCUUAGCGCUAGACCGUUUGACGAGAAUUAAUCUUCAAUUAUGCAAAUGUAGUUUAACAUGUCGACUACAACGAAAAAAUGUAUACCGAGGUGUUAAAUGAAUUUUCGCCAUUACGAGAAGUGCAAUAGAAUCCAAGGGAUUGCACGUCAUCGUGAUAUCUUUUUAAGAAUUCAAUAAAUUUUGUAUCUACUCGAGGGACGGUAUCAUGGCUGUGUCAAUAAAUGAAAUUUGCGAGAACACAAAGCUCGCGCGUGAGAUGGCAUUGAUAGGAAACUAUGACACAUCCGGUGUCUACUAUCAAGGGGUCGUGCAGCAGAUACACAGAUUACUCGCAACCAUAGCGGACGCGACUCGCAAGGCAAAGUGGCAGAUAGUGCAGCAUCAGAUCGUCGAAGAAUUUGAGAAAGUGAAAGCCACAUCCAGCACGUUGCAACUUUUCAAAGUGGACACACAUGGCGAUAGGCUGCUCGGAACAUCCUGCUUAUCAUUCGAGGAAAUGACACGAGAUUCUGCUCUCUGGGCUUACAACAAUUCAGAUUCCUCUUGGAAUCAAACACAGACCAGGGAUCCCGAUGUGUGGCCUCCCUUAACUCCAGCAGAACAAAAAAAUUCAAGACAACAAAAAAUUCAACAACAGAAACAGCAAAAUCGUACAAAUACUAAAAAAUCUCUUGCCACGGCUAAAAAGCCAGACAGUAAGGCUUCUGGUAAAAAGGAUGACAAGAAAAUUGUAAAGAAAGACGAUGCAAACAAGGAUAAGUCAGAAACGGAAAAAGAUGAUGUUGAAUUAGAAGAACGUAAAUUUGAACCAUCUGCUAAUGAUAAAGAUCUUGUAGAAAUAUUAGAAAGAGACAUUGUUCAAAAGAAUCCAAAUAUCCAUUGGGACGAUAUAGCUGAUUUACACGAGGCAAAGCGGUUACUAGAGGAAGCAGUUGUACUUCCAAUGUGGAUGCCUGAUUUCUUCAAGGGGAUUAGGCGACCUUGGAAAGGAGUAUUAAUGGUUGGACCACCUGGCACAGGCAAGACUAUGCUCGCAAAAGCUGUUGCAACUGAGUGUGGCACAACAUUCUUCAAUGUUUCAUCCUCUACAUUGACAUCGAAAUAUAGGGGUGAAUCGGAGAAACUUGUUCGAUUGUUAUUCGAGAUGGCCAGAUUUUAUGCGCCCAGUACAAUUUUCAUCGAUGAAAUUGAUUCUCUGUGCUCCAGAAGAGGAUCUGAAUCUGAGCAUGAAGCUUCACGUCGUGUAAAGUCUGAACUUCUUGUUCAAAUGGAUGGAAUAAGUUCCAAUAGUGAAGAUCCAAGUAAAGUAGUAAUGGUACUAGCAGCAACAAAUUUCCCAUGGGAUAUCGACGAGGCUCUAAGAAGACGGUUAGAAAAACGUAUCUACAUUCCAUUGCCAAAUCAUGAAGGCAGAGAAGCAUUGUUAAGGAUAAACCUUCGUGAAGUUAAAGUAGAUUCGUCUGUAAACCUCACAGAUAUUGCAAGAAAACUAGAGGGUUAUUCUGGUGCGGAUAUUACAAAUGUUUGUAGGGAUGCUUCCAUGAUGCUAAUGAGAAAGAAAAUCGCGGGUUUAAGGCCCGAUCAAAUCAGGCAAUUGCCAAAGGAAGAAUUGGAUUUGCCUGUAUCCGCUGCUGAUUUCGACGAAGCCGUUGAGAGAUGUAACAAAAGCGUUUCCCAAGAAGACUUAGAAAAAUAUGAGAAAUGGAUGAGCGAAUUCGGUUCCUCUUGAUAUCAUUCCCUCAAGAAGUAAUAACAUAGUUCAUUAACAUGUUUGUUGAUCCUGAUUACAAUUAAUAUUAUAAUAUUAUUCUGUUUAAUAUAAACGGGGAGCUUCUUAAUCCUUUGUAACUCCUAAUGACUAGUUCUCUAUACUUGAGACUUGAGGAAAAUCAAAUCAAAUUGGAAAAUAAGACUGUACGAUAGGAAUAAUGAGAUAAAAGUUGGGUAAUAUUGCUAAUCUCAACUGUAACGCUGAAGACUUAACUGGCAGUAAUUAAGUAGUCGUAAAUAAC